Molecule: messenger RNA, 2819 nt
Organism: Athene cunicularia (burrowing owl)
Lineage: Eukaryota; Metazoa; Chordata; Aves; Strigiformes; Strigidae
Gene: MGAT4C
Product: MGAT4 family member C
Exons: 4
Coding region: 54-1553 (499 amino acids)
Biological process (GO): protein N-linked glycosylation
Molecular function (GO): acetylglucosaminyltransferase activity
Source: RefSeq, a predicted model, not a curated record
UCAAACUGAAGCAAGAAAUGUUUUGAUGCCUAUCAACGACAAAAAAACACUUUAUGACAUGUCUGAGAACUUACAACAAACAUGAAAAAAUGGUCACACUUCUGUAUGCCUUUCUUCACAUGAGACACAGCUUGAAAUAUUUUGAUAAAAUGAGAUGCCUGCGGAAACGAUCAGCAGUGUCAUUCUUAGGAGUCCUUGUCAUUUGCUUGCUGUUUAUGAACUUGUACAUUGAAGACAGCUAUGUUUUGGAAGGGGACAAGCAAUUAAUCAGAGAAACAGCCACGCACCAGCUCAACCCAGAGCGCUAUGUUCACACUUUUAAAGAUUUGUCUAAUUUCUCAGGAUCUAUAAACAUUUCCUAUCGCUACCUAGCUGGCACGCCUUUGCCAAGGAAAAGGUAUCUUACAAUUGGGCUAUCCUCUGUGAAACGGAAAAAGGGUAACUACUUGCUUGAGACCAUCAAGUCCAUAUUCGAGCAGUCAAGUUAUGAGGAACUCAAAGAAAUCGCAGUGGUAGUGCAGCUGGCAGAUUUUGACUCAGCCUGGUGUGAAGGAAUGGUCCAAGAUAUUUCACAGAAAUUUGCACAUCACAUAAUUGCAGGCAGAUUAAUAGUUAUUCACGUCCCUGAGGAGUAUUAUCCUGUACUGGAUGGCCUCAAGAGAAAUUACAAUGACCCAGAGGACCGUGUGAAGUUUCGAUCCAAACAAAAUGUAGAUUAUGCUUUCCUUCUGAAUUUUUGUGCUAAUCUUUCUGACUAUUAUGUGAUGCUAGAAGAUGAUGUUCGCUGUUCAAAGAAUUUUUUGACUGCUGUUAAGAAAGUAAUUACCUCACGAGAAGGAUCCUACUGGGUGACUUUAGAAUUCUCCAAGCUGGGGUACAUUGGAAAGCUUUACCAUUCCCAUGACCUUCCACGCCUGGCCCAUUUUUUGUUGAUGUUUUACCAAGAAAUGCCUUGCGAUUGGCUGCUCAUCCACUUUCGUGGGUUGUUAGCUCAAAAGGAAGUGAUACGUUUUAAGCCAUCUCUGUUCCAGCACAUGGGAUACUACUCAUCUUACAAAGGAGCUGAAAACAAGCUAAAGGAUGAUGAUUUUGAAGAGGAAUCAUUUGACAUCCCUGACAACCCACCUGCAAACUUGCACACCAACAUGAAUGUAUUUGAAAACUAUGAGGCAAGCAAGGCUUACAGCAGCAUUGAUGAGUACUUCUGGGGCAAAGCUCCUUCUACUGGAGACUUCUAUGGGAUUGUAUUUGAAAAGCCCAUUAAAAUCAGUAAAAUUAAAGUUGUCACUGGAACUGAAGACCGGCAAAAUGACAUUUUGCAUCAUGGAGCCCUGGAAGUAGGAGAAAAGAUUGUAGGGAGUAAAAAAGGAAGAAAAUGUACUACCUACUUGAGACUAGGGGAAUUCAGAAAUGGGAAUUUUGAAAUAACAGAUGUAGAGCACAAAGUUCUGUUUGAUAUUAACUGCAUGAGAAUACUUGUUACCAAAAGUCAAAAAGAAUGGCUGAUCAUUAGGAGCAUUAGCAUCUGGACUUCUCAAACACCAAAUCAAUAAAGCAAAGCACAGAGUGCAUACAGUCAGCUGGGUCCCAGUUGGUGCCAUUCCCCAGAAAAACUGACAUUUUCAACACUUCACUAGAGACACAGAAAAUCUGGGGAAAUCACAAAACAAGCAAAGCAAUUUAUUUUUUACUAGUUUGGCCAGGCAAUAUACAAACACUUUGUUGAAAAUUUUGAAUUUUAUAAGAAAUGCAAAGUUCUCAAACCUCGCUUGAGAUCUUGAAUCCCCUUUUUUUUAUUAUUUCUCUGUUAGAGAGAUCUUCUGGACUAAACAGAACAAAACAUCCUAUAAUUACCAAAAGGUUUAAAGCUAUGACCAGUACGUUGUGAAAAGAAAUAAGAAAUUGGAUUGCACCUUACGCACAUAUAAAUUUAAAAUGUUAUCAUAGUAUGCAUUUGUACAAUAGUUGUUGGUAUGUUUCUUUUAAAGGCAGUUGUGACACGGAAAUCAGUCCUGAAAGUGGCAGUUUCAUUCUAAGCACUGUAAGAAAAUUGUGUGGCUAAUCAUUGCAACUUCUUUUCAAAAGGGAAUGUAUGUAAAAUUAUAAAUCUGACAUGACAACUAUGUAAAAAAUAGAUAAUUGCAUCUGUUAUUCUGUCUCAUCAAAUAUCCUUUGUUCUUUCUCCUGGGCCCUUUCACUGAAACAAGCACUACCUGGAUUCUGUAAUAUUUAGGGGACCAAUUUACUCCCCUUAUUGGAACAAAAUGCCUCACAGUAAGCAAGCAUUCUGCUUGAGUACAGAUGUCACUAUCAAACACAAGCAUCUCAAGGGCAACCACUGUUCUCUCAGACAGGCAUCUUAACAGAUCUCAGCUUCAACAUUUUCCAUUCCUUCACAAUAUGCAGAACCCCCCAUGAGAAAUUUGCACAUAGCCGAAUACUACAACAUGCUUUCCAACAAAUGGUAUGCCUUCCAUGUCUACAUGUCCAGCCCAUGUAUGAUACAAACGUAAUGUGUACCGGGUUAAUCAGUUGGAGGUGAAUGUAACCACCAGUCUUUCCUGGAUGAUCUCUAGCCAACAGAGCAGACACAAAAAGAAGAAUCUUGAUUCAAUGAAAAAUCAGUAUGUUUCUAAAUAUUUUUUUAAAAGUUUUCUAAUUCUGAUCAUGUUACUUCUGUAGACAUUUUCCGCUGCCUCUGGUUAUUCCCUGAAAGCUUAUUUUGCCUGACUUUAACCAAUAAGCAAAAAAGUUCCCUCAAUCAUUACUUCAGCGUCGGCUCUCAGCCUGUAGCGCAUCACAGAGGGAGGCUGUAUAGA